Sebastes umbrosus (honeycomb rockfish) is the source of this 1422-nucleotide messenger RNA. RefSeq names its product olfactory receptor 6N2-like. The record is from RefSeq and is a predicted model, not a curated record. Lineage: Eukaryota; Metazoa; Chordata; Actinopteri; Perciformes; Sebastidae. Gene Ontology annotation, molecular function: G protein-coupled receptor activity; olfactory receptor activity. The transcript has a single exon. Gene Ontology annotation, biological process: G protein-coupled receptor signaling pathway. Gene Ontology annotation, cellular component: membrane. Bases 307 to 1242 code for a protein of 311 amino acids.
CCAUGACAAUUCUCUUAAGUACAGAAACUGUGAUGACAUGUGCAGUCAGACAACAUAAAAGACUCUGAACUCCUCCCAUGACCGCUAGUUCAGUAAGUAUAGUGAAACUACUGUAGGUAUAACCAACAUUAUGUUACAAUGGCUAUACUUUAGCAUUUUAUCACUCAACUGCUUAAAUGUUCUUUUGCACAGAUGCUGCAAAGUCUGUCAAAUCAGAUCACUGAUUUCUCAAGACAGGAAUGAGAAUUUGUCCAACAACAAAGACAAAAAUACUGAUAUAUUUGUCGCUGAUUUAUUGUAAGUGGAAUGGAUAACCGUACUGUUUCCUUUUACUUUAACCUCACCAUGUUUGUGAACAUUGGACACUACCGCUAUCCUGCUUUUGUUUUUUGCCUCCUGCUCUACAGCUUCAUUGUCUGUGCUAAUCUUGUCAUAAUACUGGUCAUAUCUCGAGAGAGAACUCUACAUGAGCCCAUGUAUAUUUUUAUUGCAUGUUUAUCUGUCAACUCCCUGUAUGGUUCUACUGGUUUCCUCCCCAGAUUCCUCAUGGACCUGCUGUCUGAUACUCAUUUAAUCUCUCGCCCUGCUUGUUUAACUCAGAUCUAUAUUAUUUACACAUAUGCAUCCUAUGAAUUGACCAUUCUUGGCAUUAUGGCAUAUGAUCGAUAUGUUGCUGUAUGUCAUCCUUUACACUAUCACAGAAAGAUGACCUCUAAAACUGUUUUUAAGUUGGCAGCUUUGGCUUGGAUUGUUCCAGCCUUUGGUAUUACAACAUGUAUUUAUUUGGCUGCCAGGCUUCCUUUAUGUGGUAAUGAGAUACAAAAAGUGUUUUGUGCCAACUGGAACGUUGUAAAAUUAGCAUGUGUUACCACUGUUGUCAACAACAUUGUAGGUUUGCUUUUGACCAUAGUUACAGCUUUCCUUCCGCUUUUUUAUGUCCUUUACACCUAUUCGCGAAUUGUGGUUGUUUGUUUGAAAAGCUCAGCAGAAUUCAAAGGGAAAGUAUUGCAGAGCUGUCUGCCACAUGUUGUUUCCUUUGUGAUUUAUUCUAUCACAGCAUUUUGUGAUAUUGCCUUGAGUCGGUAUAAUAUUGAAGAGAUAAAUCCAUACGUGGCUGUUAUUCUGUCCCUGGAGUUUGUUGUUAUUCCUCCAGUUCUGAAUCCUCUCGUGUAUGGCCUUAAAUUACCAGAAAUUAGAAAACACAUUUUAAGGAUGUUAUCAUGGUAUAAAAUAAUCUCUUAAAAAUGAUAAUUUAACCACCACAGCCUGUUGUAUGCCAAUGGUUUUAUAAACAUAGACUAUGGGAACACAUUAGUCUACAGGAGCUAGACUUAAUUCACUCAUUAUAUAGCUAAAGGAGAAUAGAGAUUACAGACAUACAAGAUGUCAUAUGCUCAUUAUCCUUCCAAUUAAUCUAUUAGG